Messenger RNA from Cladophialophora psammophila CBS 110553, 948 nucleotides. RefSeq lists its product as uncharacterized. The record is from RefSeq and is a predicted model, not a curated record. The transcript has a single exon. NCBI's taxonomy places the organism in Eukaryota, Fungi, Ascomycota, Eurotiomycetes, Chaetothyriales, Herpotrichiellaceae. Gene Ontology annotation, molecular function: hydrolase activity. Bases 1 to 948 code for a protein of 315 amino acids.
AUGUUUCACCGACGGUCUACACCCCAGAGCCUCGAUCAAAUCCGCCUUGCACGUCGACAGGCAGAAAGACAACUCGUCGCUACCCUCGGUCCUCUUCACGGCGACUUGGAAGAAUUCUACACCUUUGUACCUCUCCCCGAUGGUCAUAGAGGAGAGCUGAAAGUUGUGCGGCACAAGUUGGGAUCCCAAAGUCAUCGUCCAUUCAUCAUCCUCUUCCACGGAGGAGGGUUCUCAAAUGGCAGUGUCGAUUACAUGACUCGCCCAGCGCGAGACUUUGCGAGCGAGUUCAACGCUGUGGUUGUGUCUGCGACGUAUCGGCUUGCUCCCGAGUAUCCAUUUCCUAUCCCGAUGCAAGAUGCAUGGGAUACCUUGGUGUGGCUUUCUCAACACGCCAGGGAAUUUGGCGCAAACCCUCAACAAGGCUUCGUGGUCGGUGGGGUCUCAGCUGGAGGGACCAUGGCGGCUGUUUUGACGCAGUUGGCGCAGGAUCGCGGUCUCACGCCACCACUCACCGGCGCAUUCGUGUCCAUCCCUCUUCUGCUCGUAAAGGAGAUUGUUCCCGAAAAGUACAAAAAGGAAUGGACUUCGAUGGAAGACAGCAAGAACAAUCCAUCCUUGAAUCGGAACAGCAUUCGACAUAUCAUCCGCACACUUGGCCCGGAUGUCAGGUCUCCCCUAUUUUCACCGUUCAAUAGCAGGAAUCCGCACGCGGGAUUACCACCGACAUACGUGCAUGUAGGCGGCAUGGAUGUCCUGAGGGAUGACGGCUUAGUCUACGAGAGGGCGUUGAGAGAUAACGGCGUGCAGACGCGGUGUGACAUAUUUCCUAAUCUAGGCCAUGCUGCUUGGACGAUUUAUGCCACAGAGUACUCUCGACCGCGACUGGGGCCAAAGAUGAUGGAAGCGAUGAGAUGGCUGUUGAGCCGGGAAGGAUCCAACAGGGUUUAG